GCGCGCUCGGCGACAUCCACCCCUCGCCGGCACAACUCGUUCGCAACCCGGCAACCACCGCUGGGGCGAGGCCGUGCCCGGGCCCUCCUUCCCAGCCCCCCGAGCCCGGCGCGGGCCUGGCGAGGCGGCGGAGCGAAGCUGGCUGCGGAGAGAGGAGGCAGCCGCCGCCGGAGGCCAACAGACCUGGAAAAAAGACUUUGUCUUGGAGCUAACUCCUGAGCAUUCUGAGAUCAUUCAUCAUGAAGUAUGUAGUGCAGGAAUGGCUCGGAGUAACUACCUUGCUAUUCAUAGCUCAAGCAGUUUCUGCAAUGGUUCUUCCCAAUGCCACGCUCUUAGAGGAACUUUUGGAAAAAUACAUGGAUGAAGAUGGUGAGUGGUGGAUCGCCAAGCAGAGAGGGAAAAGGGCUAUCACAGACAGUGAUAUGCAAAGUAUCUUGGAUCUUCAUAAUAAGUUACGGGGUCAGGUGUAUCCACCAGCUUCCAAUAUGGAAUAUAUGACAUGGGAUACAGAACUGGAGAGAUCUGCAGAAUCAUGGGCUGAAACGUGUCUAUGGGAGCACGGGCCUGCAAGCCUCCUUCCGUCCAUUGGACAGAAUUUGGGUGCACACUGGGGAAGGUACAGACCUCCAACAUUUCAUGUCCAAGCAUGGUAUGAUGAAGUGAGAGAUUUCACAUAUCCACAUCCUCAUGAAUGCAACCCAUAUUGUCCUUACAAAUGCUCUGGCCCUGUUUGUACACAUUAUACACAGGUUGUUUGGGCUACAAGUAGCAGAAUAGGUUGUGCAAUUAAUUUGUGUCAUAACAUGAACAUCUGGGGACAGAUUUGGCCAAAAGCUGUCUAUCUUGUAUGCAAUUAUUCUCCUAAAGGUAACUGGUGGGGUCAUGCUCCUUAUAAGCCUGGCCGUCCUUGUUCUGCAUGUCCCCCUAGUUUUGGAGGAGGUUGCAGAGAAAAUCUUUGUUACAGAGAGGGUUCAGAGAGGCCUUAUUCUCCUCAUGAGCCAGAAGAGGAAACCAAUGAGAUUGAACGGCAACGAUCCAAAGCCCAAGAUGCAACAGCACAAAGCCGACCAAGAACUCAUUCACCUUCAGGUUCCACAGGCAGUGAGGACAGUGAGAAAAAUGAAGUAAUAAGCACACAGCAAAUGUCUCAGAUUGUUUCAUGUGAAGUAAGGUUAAGAGAUCAGUGCAAAGGAACAACUUGCAAUAGGUAUGAAUGUCCUGCUGGCUGUUUGGAUAGCAAAGCCAAAGUUAUUGGAAGUGUACAUUAUGAAAUGCAAUCCAGUAUUUGUAAAGCUGCCAUACAUUAUGGAAUCCUAGACAAUGAAGGUGGUUGGGUUGAUGUCACAAGGCAAGGAAGAAAAAAUUACUUCAUCAAAUCUUACAGAAAUGGCAUUCAAUCAAUUGGAAAAUACCAAUCUGCUAAUUCCUUCACAGUCUCUAAAGUAACAGUUCAAGCUAUCACCUGUGAAACAACAGUGGAACAAUUGUGCCCAUUUCAAAAACCAACUUCACACUGUCCAAGAGUGUAUUGUCCUCACAACUGUAUGCAGGCAAAUCCACACUACGCUCGAGUCAUCGGAACACGAAUUUAUUCUGAUAUAUCCAGUAUUUGCCGGGCAGCUGUACAUGCUGGCGUAGUCCGCAAUGAGGGUGGCUAUGUUGAUGUUAUGCCAGUAGACAAAAGAAAGGUGUACAUUGCUUCCUUCCAAAAUGGCAUAUUUUCAGAAAGUUUACAGAAUCCUCCAGGAAGCAAGGCAUUCAGAGUAUUUGCUGUUGUUUGAAUCAAGCAAGUGGACUAUAAAACAGGCAAGUGAAACCAUGGCACUUGGAAGAGAAUACUAAAGACCAUUUCUUAUCAUUGCUAAAAUUUGUAUAAAACUGUAACAUUCUUGUACAGAAGAUAUAUACUGCUUCCCACAAAAAAACCUUUAAAUUACGUAUAAAUUUGAAUGAAAAAAAUCUUUAAACAUGGGAGAAGAAUCCAUUUGAAAAUUUAUAUUGAUAAAUAACAGUAUUUUGAAUCCUGUGUUAAAUAUUGCUAUAUUUUCUUAGCAGUUACUCCUAGACAGCUAAUUCAAAACUCAUAAAUGUUCUGUGUUUUCUUCAUCCGAAAAUAUUAUUGUAUGGUGCUUUAUAUAUGCCACUAACAGUAACCUUAAAAAUAGGGAGGCCUGAGGUUUUAUUUCUAAUGUACAUAAAAGAAGCCAUCCCAAUAAUUCAGUAUAACAAAUCAUGCCUUAAAGUAAAAUAAAAAUAUAUAUAACUUUUUGAUGAUUUACAGUAGCAUUAGCCAUGCAAGCAGAAAUGAAGAGCUAGACAGUUUUCCAUUUUCACACAAAUCAUAAUCAAAUACAAUUUUUAAAUAAAAUAGGAAAUACAGAGAAGUCCUUUAGAGAAAACAUAUUAGUAUAUUUUCCUCUAAACAAAUAUUUCUACAAGAGAGGACCAUUCAUAUUUGCUAUUUUUAAAAUAAAUUUAUGAAUACAAUGUUUAUUGAAUGCUGCUAAGCUCUUUAGUUCAAGGUACUGAUUCACUAUGGCCCAGUUCUUCACAUAUAUUAUCUUAUCGGGGCAGAUUGAGAGCGAGAUGUAUAAAACCUUGAAGGAUCUUAGUCUGAAAGUAAAUUUUCAUAUUCAGAAGUGGAGCAACCAUAAAUUAAGGCAUAAACCAUCAGAUCUGCGGUGCAGUUCUGCAUAGAUACGCUUUACUUUUACCACGUGACUCAUUCGAUUUACCUAAAUUGGGUUUCAGAAAAAAACAUAGAAUUGUAUGCGUGCAUAGUUAUUGGCAAGCUCGAGGGCUUAAGCUGUACAUGGUAUCCGCACACUAUACAAAAUUAUGAGGGUAGAUUUUAAGAAAAUAGCAAGCUUAUUCCUCAUGACCUGGCAAAUAUUCCUGCAGGCCAGGAAGUAUAGUGGCACGGAGCCCUGUGGCAAUUGUCAUUUGUUGCUUCACCAUUUUUUUGAAACUCAUUUAUGGUGAACAGCCUUGUGCAUUAAUUUUACCAUAUUAUGGUAUAUGGAGAACAUGUAAUGGUGAUACUAUGUUUCUUUCUAUGAAAAGUGUAUUGUGCUUUAAGACUGAAAAGCUGUUAAAAUUUAUUUUUGGUAUUUUUUUGUUUCUGUUGUUGAAUUUAUUUCCUUUCAAUUUGUAAACUGAUUCAUAUUCUUCAUACUUCAGAAUAUUAUAUUCUGCCUUCUGUUUUGCUACAUGUACUACCUCAUGUAGUUAGACGAGCUUUGUUAGUUUUUUUAAUCUGUUUUGAAUAAAAAUUAUUUACUUAGAAUUCA
Molecule: messenger RNA, 3290 nt
Organism: Lagopus leucura (white-tailed ptarmigan)
Lineage: Eukaryota; Metazoa; Chordata; Aves; Galliformes; Phasianidae
Gene: CRISPLD1
Product: cysteine rich secretory protein LCCL domain containing 1
Exons: 15
Coding region: 240-1781 (513 amino acids)
Cellular component (GO): extracellular region
Source: RefSeq, a predicted model, not a curated record